Messenger RNA from Phacochoerus africanus (Common warthog), 1442 nucleotides. It is a transcript of the gene EPYC, whose product is annotated as epiphycan. The coding region runs from base 14 to 976 and encodes 320 amino acids. Gene Ontology annotation, molecular function: protein binding. NCBI's taxonomy places the organism in Eukaryota, Metazoa, Chordata, Mammalia, Artiodactyla, Suidae. The transcript has 6 exons. The record is from RefSeq and is a predicted model, not a curated record.
GAAGGUUUGAAAAAUGAAAACACUAGCAAGAUUCAUUCUGGGAUUUGUCAUCCUGGAUGCUGCUGUGACUGCCCCAACUCUAGAGUCCAUCAACUAUGACUCUGAAACCUACGAUGCCACCUUAGAAGAUCUGGAUAAUUUAUACAACUAUGAAAACAUACCUAUGGGUCCAGCUGAGAUUGAUGUUGCGACAGUGAUGCCUUCUGGAAACAGAGAGCUCCUCACCCCGCCCCCACAGCCAGAGGAGGCUGAAGAGGAGGAGGAGGAGUCCACCCCUAGAUUAAUCGACGGCUCCUCCCCACAGGAGCCUGAAUUCACUGGGGUUCUGGGCCCACACACCAAUGAAGACUUUCCAACCUGCCUUCUGUGUACCUGUAUAAGCACCACCGUGUACUGUGACGACCAUGAGCUCGAUGCUAUUCCUCCCCUGCCCAAGACCACCGCUUAUUUCUACUCCCGCUUUAACAGAAUUAAAAAGAUCAACAAAAAUGAUUUUGCAAACCUAAAUGAUCUAAGAAGGAUUGAUCUGACAUCAAAUUUAAUAUCCGAGAUUGAUGAAGAUGCAUUCCGAAAACUGCCUCGACUCCAAGAGCUUGUUCUUCGUGACAACAAGAUAAGGCAGCUGCCAGAAUUGCCAACGACUUUGACGUUUAUUGAUAUUAGCAACAAUAGACUUGGAAGGAAAGGAAUAAAGCAAGAAGCAUUUAAAGAUAUGUAUGAUCUGCGUCAUCUCUACCUCACGGAUAACAACUUGGACCACAUCCCUCUGCCUCUUCCAGAAAAUCUACGGGCCCUUCACCUCCAGAAUAACAACAUUCUGGAGAUGCAUGAAGAUACCUUCUGCAAUGCUAAAAAUUUGACUUAUAUUCGUAAGGCACUAGAGGAUAUUCGACUGGAUGGAAACCCUAUCAAUCUCAGCAAAACUCCUCAAGCAUAUAUGUGCCUACCUCGUUUGCCUGUUGGGAGCCUUGUCUAAUUUCAGAUGAUGGUUAGCAUUAGGAUGCUUCCUAUAACAAAACAAUUCUUACUGUUCUCUUCAAAAAGAAAACUCAGCAUGAUACUUUCAAAAUGUGUUCUGAAAGACGAUAUAAUUACAUAAAAUACAGCUAAAAGUUUUAAUACCAGUUUAGUAUCAUUAAAAAAACACCAAAUAAAUCAAGAAUAAACCAAAAGAUAGACAGAAGAGCAAAACUAAAAGAUAGAAAAUAUUUCACAGAUAUUUCUUAUAAGUCACAUGUAACAUGCAAGUUUUAGAGAUUCACAGCUUAUAUAAUAUUAAAUUAAUCAUAUAAUAAAAAUUAAAAAUGAACACCUUUAGGUAUAUUGCCAAGAUUUAGUUGUUUUAAAUAAACUUUUCAAUUCUUUUCUUUUCACUAAAGCAUGUUUCUGUUUUUAAAUUCCUUAAGGAAAAUGAAGAAAUGAAUAAAAAUAUUUGAAAAUUA